GCCAAGCGGGUCGGGGUUGAGUCCGGCGUUCGGUUUCGGUAGUGCUUCGACGGCCGACCCCUUUCAACGACCCCGCAACUUUCGAUUCCUUCGCGACCCCGCAAACAUGGCGAGUUUAUCCGGCGCGCCGAGCCGCGCGACGACGUUCCGUCGCCCCCGAAACUGCACGCGAUCCUCCGAAUGAUUCGUUCUCGCCGGACCCGGAGGAAGAUCCUCGGGAACGAUGACUCGGCAACUGAGGGAAUACUCCUGCGUGACUUAGAGCGCUGGCCCGACGAGAAGAGACCGGCUACGGCUCGCGGCGCCGAUCGACGUCCGUGAAGGAUGAAUGCGUCCGAUGAACUUUCUUCCGAGAUCACCACUGAAUAUGAAUUACUGAACGAGACUGAGUACCUGGAGGAGAUUCUGGGCAUCAAGUACCUACCCCUGGAACUGGUGGUGCCCAUCACCCUCGUGUACAUCGCGAUCCUGGCCGCUGGCAUCGUUGGCAAUCUAGCUACCUGCAUCGUCAUCUACAGGCAGCCCUACAUGCAGACACCGACGAACUGUUACCUGUUCAACUUGGCGCUGUCCGAUCUGUUGCUUUUACUCUGGGGUAUCCCCUUCGAGCUGAGUCAAUUCUGGGAGCAGUACCCGUGGAUCUGGGGACUGGCUAUCUGCAAACUGCGAGCGUACAUAUCGGAAUCGUCCUCAUACGUCUCGGUGCUGACGAUAGUGGCGUUCUCGUUGGAAAGGUAUCUGGCGAUCUGUCAUCCGCUCCGUCGUUACGCGAGCGGAAUAAAGGGUCCCGUGCGUGUUAUCCUGGCCGCAUGGCUGGUGGCUUUGGUUUUUGCGGUGCCGUUCGCUCUCUACACCACCGUCAGUUACGUCAAAUAUCCGCCCGGGUCGAAUGUGGACUCGCUGGACUCCGCGAUGUGCACGAUGCAGAAGGAGAACAUACCGGAAUUUCCGCUGUACGAGCUGAGCUGUCUCGUAUUCUUCCUGCUGCCUAUGGCAUUCAUAGCGGUGCUGUACACGCGAAUGGGCUUAAGAAUACAAAGCACCAGCCUGGAAGGCGCCGUUCACGGGGAAACCACGCAGGCUCACUCCAGAAGGACCAUAAUUCGAAUGCUCGGUGCCGUGGUGAUCACGUUCUUCAUUUGCUGGGCGCCGUUCCACGCGCAGCGGCUCAUGUACGUGUACCUGCACGAAUCGAAGUCGUUCGCCGACAUCAACACCUGGCUGUACCUACUCAGCGGUUGCCUUUACUACUUCAGCACGACCGUAAACCCGAUUUUGUACAACCUGAUGAGCGCGAGAUACAGGGACGCUUUCAAGGAGACGCUCUGCUGCUGCCCGAGCAGGUCCUCCAUCACCAGGCUGGAUCUGAGCAGCGUCAGGGACACCAGCGGCGCUCGCGGAUUCGCGUCCAGGACGGGAUCUCAGGUGUUCUGCAGGAGGAACACCAGUAACCAGCGUAGCAUCAAAUACAACGCGUCGAUCCGAGCGGAGAAGGUUUAAUAGGAUGCCGUUCGAAUAACAGAGGCGAAAGUGCCACGAAGAUCGGCGAGAACGAAGAAUCCCUUGAUCGGCCGUG
Molecule: messenger RNA, 1576 nt
Organism: Nomia melanderi (Alkali bee)
Lineage: Eukaryota; Metazoa; Arthropoda; Insecta; Hymenoptera; Halictidae
Product: neuropeptides capa receptor
Biological process (GO): neuropeptide signaling pathway
Cellular component (GO): plasma membrane
Molecular function (GO): neuromedin U receptor activity
Source: RefSeq, a predicted model, not a curated record